AUGCAAAGAGCUGCGCAAUCUCUGAGAGCCAGGAAGGCUGCUGAAAAGAAGGCGGCUAAGGAAAAAGCCGUUUUGGAGGCAAACUUCAGACCUCCUACUCCUCCCGAGGCCAACCCUGAGGUCGUUAUUGGUGCCGAGGCAACUGAUGAAGCUCGGGAUAUGGUUUCGAUCGUUCCCGAGGUGGCCGGGCACAUCUCCCCUACGACCGACGUCCCCGAGGUGGUAGGGAUUCUGGUCGUUGCUGCUCCAGCCGCCGAGGCGAAAUCCAAAACUAGGGGAAAAAGACCCCGAGGUGAUGGCUCGGGAGUUUCUAGGAAGGAGAAAAGGAGUCGUAGCGAAACUCCAGUGUACAAGGACAAGAUUGCUUCGGCGAACUUUGUCGCUUCUUGCUCGGGUCCGCCACUGUCUACUCCCGAUGCCUUGUUGGAGGCUCAAAACUACCGUGAAACCGCUGCCGGAUUCCUGAAGGCCUUCCGUUCGAUGAAUUCUAUGGUUCGGGCCUAUGAUUCUAGAGCUCGGAAGUCCGAGCUGGCCCGUGAGAGAUCAGAGACGUCCCGAGCUAAGGUCGAAGCUAGGUUGUCCGAGGCGAUCGCGGCCAAACAGGAAGCUGAGGCGUUGGCCAAGGCCGAGAAGGUGGAGCGAUUGAAAGCUUCUGAGGAUAGCCUGCGGACUCAGAGAAAGCUUGAGGCCGAGGUCGAACGACUCCAUCGGUUAUUUAAUGAGGAGAAGGCUCUCCGGGAGAAGGAGAUUGUCAGAGAAAGGAGGGCAGCCAAAAGAGAGUUUGCCGAGAAGGUCAGGGCUAUCGAGGCGAAGAUGGACCAGUUCGGGGAGGUAUCCACGCGCUACAUGUACUUGGUGCAAGAGCGGGCUAAUGCCGAGCUGAUAGCCGAGCCGGAGGAAGGGAAAAGGGUAGAAGAUGAGAAGGCCGAGGUCCUUCAAUGGACGGCUGAGUAUGGGGACGCCGAGGAUGAGUACGUCUGUCUCGGGACCGAGCUGCGAGAGGACUUGAAGCUUCCUCCGGUUUCCCCGGACUCUGUCGACGAUAGCUUUGGGAACCGUUCGAUCGAAGGUGCCGCGGCUGCGAUAGGCGUUGCCGACCAGUCUGGUUCGAACCGAGGUACCGAGGUAGCUCAAGUUUCGCCGGUUACCCAAGACUCGAUCUGA
Messenger RNA from Arabidopsis lyrata subsp. lyrata, 1164 nucleotides. RefSeq lists its product as uncharacterized. The transcript has 2 exons. The coding region runs from base 1 to 1164 and encodes 387 amino acids. The record is from RefSeq and is a predicted model, not a curated record. Lineage: Eukaryota; Viridiplantae; Streptophyta; Magnoliopsida; Brassicales; Brassicaceae.